CCCGCACAAAGGUGGCAGAUAUAUAUCUACUCUCUAGAGAUCUGCUAUGCUCGUGAUGGUUACUAUGACAGGCCAUCUCGACCACAUUACAGCUGAUAGCAGAAAAAGAUCCGUGGAGAGCCAUGCGUGCCAUUGCAGUCCAGUCGUGGGACACCAGCCCCGAAUUCACCUCGAACUACCCCGACCCAACGACCUCCGAUCCCGAAAAGGUCACUCUCAAAGUACUAGCCGCCGGUCUCCAUCAGCUCGUCCGCUCUCAAGCUGCAGGACAGCACUAUAGCACCAAAGGCGCCCAACUGCCGUACAUCCCGGGCGCUGAUGGCGUGGGCACCACGCCUGAAGGCGAGACCGUGUAUUUCAGCAGCAUAGCCUCUGGUGGCGCAUUUGCAGAAUAUGUAACGGUUCCCAAGUCCGCAAUUGUCCCCAUCCCUACUGGAGCCGACCCUGUGCAUAUUGCAGGCCUGCUCAAUCCGGGCAUGAGUUCGUGGAUGGCCCUUGCCACGCGUGUCGACCCUCUCCCACAGAAUUGGACCGUUGUCAUCGUUGGCGUGGCCGCUCUCUCCGGUAAAGUUGCCGCCCAAUUCGUUCGCGGUCUCGGCGCCGGCAAGGUCAUUGGCGUGGCGCGCAAUGCCAAAGAAAUGGCAGCCCUGAACCUGGAUCAGACAGUCGUACUUGCGGACAACCCUGCUGAGACUGACUUCUCCUCCCUGGGCGAUGUCGAUGUCAUUCUAGACUAUCUUUACGGUCCGGCCAUUGUUGGACUGGUCAAUGCUCUCAACUCCAAGGUUCCGACACAAUACGUCCAGAUUGGGACUGUUGCAGGCCCGGACAUUGCUCUGCCAGGUGCUGUGCUGCGGUCCAAGAAUAUUACCGUGCGUGGUGCUGGACCUGGAUCGUGGACAUUGCAACGGUUUGGCAAAGAGUUGCCGGCUCUCUUGGCUGCGGUGGCCAGGCUACCUGAUAUGGCGUUGAAGGUUCAGAAGCUCGAAGAGGUGCAUGAAGCGUGGGUGGCGAAGAAGGAAAGAACUGUCUUUGUGCCAUGACUGGCAGCUGGCUCAGAAUGGUAUUGCUGGGCAAGGAUGUAGAGAAAGUGUUACACCUCAACAUGAUCAACGAGAAUACCUCAGCCUUUCAGGUGCCGACGUCAAUCUCUAUCCAGAUGCAUUUCACCGUGGUCGUUCGAAAAAGGCCCAUCUGGUCUUCUGUCCGGAUACUGACGUCUUGUAACCUUGUAUGAAGUGCGACUUCGUCCACUUUCAAGUUUUGGACUCGUGUACGGUGUCGUAGAACGUCAUGAUCUCCAGAUUUUGUGUCUCUUCCACCAGGGGUUUCUGGCCCGCGCCAGCCGAGAUUCCAUUUGCCCGUCUCGCCAGUGGGAUCACUUUCGGCUUCAGUGACGGCACUGUCACGUUUCAGCCAGAGCUUCUUCUUCGGCCGC
Exophiala viscosa is the source of this 1438-nucleotide messenger RNA. RefSeq names its product quinone oxidoreductase. Gene Ontology annotation, molecular function: oxidoreductase activity. NCBI's taxonomy places the organism in Eukaryota, Fungi, Ascomycota, Eurotiomycetes, Chaetothyriales, Herpotrichiellaceae. The coding region runs from base 123 to 1043 and encodes 306 amino acids. The record is from RefSeq and is a predicted model, not a curated record. The transcript has a single exon. Gene Ontology annotation, cellular component: mitochondrion.